CAACAGUGCAGACAGAGGCCUGUAGAAGAAGGAAGAAGGAAGAAGAAGAAGAAGAAGAAGAAGAAGAAGCAGCAGCGAAGCAAGCAUAUCCUGAAGCGAAGGAGAACCCACUCAAUUUCGGUUUCAGUUUCAGUUUCAGUUUCGAGCGACGAUGGACGCGGACACGGCUCUGGAGCUCGUGAAGCGAGGCGCCACGCUGCUCCUCCUCGACGUUCCUCAGUACACUCUCGUCGGCAUCGACACCCAGAUGUUUUCUGUUGGGCCCGUUUUCAAGGGGCUGAAGAUGAUUCCUCCCGGUGUUCAUUUUGUCUACUACAGCUCUUCGAGCAGAGAUGGGAAAGAGUUCUCGCCAAUCAUAGGAUUUUUUGUUGAUGCUGGUCCGUCUGAGGUUAUCAUUCGAAGGUGGACUACUGAAGAAGAGCGACUAGUUAGCAUGUCUGAAGAAGAGGCAGAGAGGUAUUGUCAAGCUGUAAAAAGUAUGGAGUUCGAUAGACAACUUGGUCCUUAUGAUCUAAAUCGAUAUGGAGAUUGGAAGCGCUUAUCCAAUUACAUUACUAAGGACACUAUUCAAAGACUUGAACCCAUUGGAGGAGAUAUCACUGUUGCAUGUGAGUCAGAGAUCUUAAAGAACACUCCAAAAGCAGCAAUGGAGAAAGCUUUAGAUGAACAACUGAAAACAAGGAAGUUUUCAGCAAGUGUGGACAAGGCUCAGAGUAGGGGAUGCUAUUACACAUCUAUUCCCCAUUUUGUCAAGCGCCGAGGAAUUGAAGGCCAUGAACUUACUUCUUUAAAUCUUGACAAGACACAAUUGCUUGAAACCAUACUUGCAACAGAAUUUGGAGUCGAAGACCUACUUCUUGGGGAAUUUCAAUUUUCCUUUAUUGCAUUUCUGAUGGGGCAAUCACUGGAAGCAUUUUUGCAGUGGAAAGCGUUGGUUGGCCUUUUGCUUGGUUGCACUGAAGCUCCUUUCCAUACGAGGACUCAACUGUUCACAAAGUUUGUUAGGGUGAUCUACUAUCAGCUCAAGUAUGGACUUCAAAAGGACUCUGCAGACAAUAGGAGUACAGAGCAGGGAACCUCAGCGCUACUGGAUGAUUUGUGGUUUUCUACCAAUAGCUUUUUGCAUCGACUUUGCAAGGAUUUCUUUUCAUUGGUGCUAGUUGCCCCAGUUGUUGAUGGAGAACUUCUAUCUUGGACAAGGAAAUUCAAGGAACUACUUGAGAAUACUCUUGGAUGGGAGUUCCGGCAAAAUAGUGCUGUUGAUGGAUUGUAUUUCGAUGAAGAUGAUGAAUUUGCUCCAACCAUUGAAAUGAUCGACGACCAACAUCUGUAGUGUGGCUGUGACAGCGUGAACAUGUGCUUCAGUCUUCUGCUCUACUUCAUAAUGAAGCAUGGCGUUACAUCGAGGGGGAACUUGCAAUGAAUUGUCUCUCUAAUCAAGUUUACGUAUUGUUAUGCUCUCAAAACUUUACCAGUUCAAGAUCAGUCCUAUGCCCUGCAAAUAGAAGCAUGUGGUUAAACCCUGGUUCUCUUUUUCUUUUUGUAAAUCGCUGUGUGACAUCUUAGAAGCUCCCGAACAUAUUUUUUGGUGGAAGUCAUGUAUAUUUGCAUAAGACAGUUUGCCCUAGAUUUGAUGCACCAGUUGAAACAUAUGCUCCGACGUCAUACUGCAAGGAGUCCGAGACUGAGCCAAAUCAUGUGUUGAAGCUGCAGCAAUUUAAUGGUAAUACAGUCACAAUAUAGCCUUUGACGGCCCAAGAAGCAAAAGCACUGACGUUUUGUCAUGGAUUUGAUGAACAAUCCAUAUCAGGUUUAUUCAGCAAUGAAUUUUUCUAACUCACGCCUUCAUUCCCCGGGGUGAAUGUGAGCUAAGCAAAUUGCUUCAUA
Eucalyptus grandis is the source of this 1887-nucleotide messenger RNA. Its product is annotated as protein AAR2 homolog. Gene Ontology annotation, biological process: spliceosomal tri-snRNP complex assembly. The record is from RefSeq and is a predicted model, not a curated record. NCBI's taxonomy places the organism in Eukaryota, Viridiplantae, Streptophyta, Magnoliopsida, Myrtales, Myrtaceae.